AUGUAUCUUGGUCGGGCGAAGCAAGUGUGCACGCAGCUGAUGCCAGGGCCCGUGGCCUUGAAAGCUUACCACCCCCGACAGCCCGUACCAAGUUGUUCCGUGUUUGGUGCUACUGGCGCUUUGCUGCUUGGCUGCGUUGCUGUGUUCCAACUUCCGGAGGCCCAGAAUAAGAAUAGCCGGCUCCCCUUCUAUUUCCGAUUAUUUUUGGGUUCUGUUUUGGAACACAUGUCCAUGACGACCAUGACCUUUGUAUCUGUUGAGUGGGCUUCUGUCUUGAUUGAUUUUUACGCAUUGUUGCUCGACGCGGACUUCCAGGUUGUUCGGAUGAUGCAAUUCCGGGAGCAUGACAGCGAGACUCCUGUUGCGCUUGUCAAUCUGCUGGCGCCCUUUGCCACGACUUUGUCGUCGGCGACAUGGUAUGACUCCUUUAUGUUUGAUCGUCGUUUGCAGGGCGCUGCGGGCCGACAUUUGGAUGUAUCGACCGUUAUCAUGGACGGUAACUUCAAGCUGAAUGGCAGAUCUUGCGGAAGGCCUUGCGCAGAAAUGGUCCAUAGUGCUGAGCUGGGCUUGUACACUGCUUGUCCAUGCAGCAAGAGGCCUUUGUAUCGCAAACGUAGAUGUGCUGACCAUGACCGGAGUGAUGCAUUGGAGGCGCCUUUGGAUGAAGAGGCAGUAGUUGCUCACAGGCGCCCCCGGGUUUUGAUGAAAGAAGCGUCUGCACAUCCCUACGAUGUGUUACUCAAACCCAUCGAUAGUGUUCUCACUCAGACGGCCUCAAGCGUUACUGGACGUUGGGUUCCGGCAAGCCAAGCCAGUGAACGGCAGUUAUGGGAGUAUUGGCAACAGCAAGAGUCCACUGGGUAUGUCAACAUGAAAACGCCUGCAAGCACGUUUGAAGGCAUGACUUGUCGAACUGGCAAAGAGUCGUCUGGCAGCCUCCUAUACAAGAGGUUGGUCCGGCAGGGGCGGUUGGGAGGAGUGCUCGUCGCUUGCUUGAGCAGCGGCUAUGUGUUGCACGUUUUUCCAUUCAUUGGCACGGAGACAGUCUUGCAGGUAAGAUUGGAGCAGAGGCGCGAGUACGGGCAGACUGUGACAGUGCUGGGUGCGCACAUUGCCAACCUGGUAGCGUCGCAUGAAUAUGUGGACAAGCACUUUGAAGUGGAAAGCAUCUAUGGCCCGAAAGGAGCGAGCAUUGUGCGAUCUGUGUGCCCUCUCUCAGCCAUUUGUUUGAACAUCAAUAUGGUCCAGACCAGAAAGUCUCAAGUCUCAAGCCUGAUCCAGAAGAUCUCGGACAUUGUCCAGCAGAGUUGUCGCAAGAGAGCGUUGGAAGCCAAUACCGGAGUGGAGCCAGGCAAGUUGAAACUCAAGAGCUGCACCCUGACAAGCUUCACGGAAGCUGCUUUGUGGGAGCGCUGUGGUGCAGAUUGGCAGCAGUGCUCCAGUGGACAUUUUGCUGGUCGAAAUCACUAUAGCACCUUGCUCAACUUAGACGAGAGUUACAAGUUUCUGCGCUACCUUGGUUUGACGGCAGGUGGCAAAGGAUGCGACACUACCUUUGAUGCGGCUUCGGAGCUCAACAGAGUUUUGCAGACAGGCCGAUGCGCUGUCCAGUUCAAGUCAGUUCAGAGUUUUGAAGACUCUGGGCCCAUCGUGAAUCUGGCUGGUGUGGGGAACGCGCAUCCAUCUGCGUUCUUUGACGUCAUCAACGGCAAUGCAGGAAGCCAUCAUGUGGCUUGCGCUGAACGCUUUUUGCUGAUCACCGGCAAGCCAGUGGAGCCUCACAGUCCACUUCCUCCAGGUCUUGAUCUCCCUGAAGGAUUUCAACAGUGGAUCUGGGCGCCUCUAUUAGAAAACAUGUUGGUCCCUUUGGGGCUACCUGGCGAAGCCAUGCAAGAAGAGUAUGCUCGGCAAACAUACGAGCAGGCGACAGGUGAAGAAGAUGAGGGUGGCUCUGAUGUUUUUUUGCCUUCUCCGCAUGGCUACAUUGUGACUCUCGCAGACGGCGUGGAAUCCCGUUUACGUUUCAGGGUGGUACGGGAUGCAGGGCACACGUGGCGCCGUCCAGAGCUGCGGUUCCCGAAUCGCAACGUUCCGCUGGCAUUGGAGGAAGACGUGCCAUCGAUGACCUCGCGCGUGCUGGCCUACUUUGAGCAACGGCACAGGGUGAUAGAACUGUCGCCAGCUGCCAGGGCAUUGUUUGUGGCUUUCGAGGCCACAUACAAUGUCCAAUCCGCUGUCCACAGGACGGCAGAAGAGUCGGCUGGGCGUUUAGGCACAGCCCCUUGGCACAUUGCUGUUCUGGCUUGCUGCAAUUUGAUCUUUGAGCUGGCGAUUGAGGCUGUGCCUGCAACAGGGGACCUGAAGGUGGAGGAGCGGCACAUUCUCAGAGCUUUCGAUCAGGUGCAAUUAUCGCACGGCAUCGUGAACUUAUGGAAAAGCAAGAUUCCCAUGAGCAGCCAGACUGAGAGGCCUGAUGUUGGUCCUGCUGCUGCGGCUUUGACUCGCGAGCAGCGUUUGCUAGCUGCGUGUCAAGCUGCGCCUAUCCCAUCCCAAGUGCCCAUCUUCGAGCCAACGCAGGCUGGUGUUGUGGAAGAAGAAGCCGGGGCUCCUCAGAGUCCAGACAAAGGUGCAUGCCCGGCUGUGAAGCCUCUGACCGCGAACGACCGCGAAGUGUUGCCCAUGACAGUGGGGUAUGGGCCCGACGGCACUAGCGUGCAGGAUCCUGCUUUGGGACCAGUGUUGCAUCCAGAUCGUGUGCUCGGGCUGUAA
Molecule: messenger RNA, 2769 nt
Organism: Durusdinium trenchii
Lineage: Eukaryota; Dinophyceae; Suessiales; Symbiodiniaceae
Source: the annotation of a GenBank genome assembly